Messenger RNA from Melanotaenia boesemani (Boeseman's rainbowfish), 11690 nucleotides. RefSeq names its product protocadherin-16-like. Gene Ontology annotation, molecular function: calcium ion binding. Gene Ontology annotation, cellular component: plasma membrane; cell-cell junction. The coding region runs from base 368 to 10210 and encodes 3280 amino acids. Lineage: Eukaryota; Metazoa; Chordata; Actinopteri; Atheriniformes; Melanotaeniidae. Gene Ontology annotation, biological process: homophilic cell-cell adhesion. The record is from RefSeq and is a predicted model, not a curated record. The transcript is spliced from 21 exons.
UUGGAGACGGACGUCCACUGCACGGCCCCAGCACCGUUUGGUUUCAGUUAGCGCGCUGCAGCAGUGUGCCUGCGACCAGUCAGCAGUGGGUCUCGAUAAGUUCAUAUCGUACACGAGAAGGAGAAAGUUUACCACAAGUUUGCAUUUUCAUUUUGUUUUCUCGUUUAAUAAGAAAGAACUUAGAAGGAAUUUCGUUACAGACAACAUCUCCCGACUCGAUCAGAGAAGACGCGAUUUUUUCCUGAGAUGGAUGUAACUUUUCCUUUGUACUUCUUCAUAACGCGGUGCUGAGAAGGAUACCUUAUAACUCGACCAGUCAUCUGAUAAACGUCAAAGACAGAUGAAUGUUUAAAACGAAGGAGUGAAAAUGAAGACCGCUGCCAAGGGUAUUGAGAAGUCUAUAAUGGAUCCUUUGCACCGUGAGUGUUGGUGGAGCAGAAGGAUAGUGCUAAUAUUGUAUGUGGCCUUGGAGCUUAUAACAGUCCAUUCACCUCCUGUCCUUGGGACUCUUGAGCUGCAACUAGAUGAGGAACAACCAGCGGGCACGAUUGUGGGUGACAUAAGCGCAGGACUUCCCACUGGAGUCACAGCCUCCUUAUUCUUCAUUUCAGACCACGAGGGCACCGGUGUGGGCAGUGAUUUGGAUAUAGAUGAAAGCACAGGUAUAAUUAAAACUGCCAAAGUUUUGGACAGAGAGUUGAGGGACAGAUAUAACUUCAUUGCAGUAACCAUGACAGGUGUGACAGUGGAAGUGACUAUCAAGGUUAAUGAUAUAAAUGACCAUGCUCCGAAGUUCUCCAGACAAAGGGCUACGUUUAAAAUUCCUGAGCAAACAGUAAUCGGCACUAGGUUUCCUCUUGAGCCAGCUGUUGAUAAUGAUAAAGGCCAGCUUACAACACAGGGUUACCUUAUCAAGGAUGGGAAUGUUGGCCAGGCAUUUACCUUGGAGACCAGGAGGGGAAGUAAUGAGGUUCUCUUUUUGGACUUGGUGGUCAAUACCAUUUUAGACCGAGAAAAAAGAUCAGCCUAUACCUUAUCUUUGGAGGCCUUUGAUGGUGGAUCCCCUAAAAGGACUGAUCAGAUGACAUUAGAUAUUACAGUGCAAGAUAUUAAUGACAACGCUCCAGUUUUCAACCAGAGCCGCUACCAUGCCAUAAUAUCUGAGAACCUCCAACCAGGAAGCAACAUCCUGCAGGUGUUUGCCACAGAUGCUGAUGAGGGAGACAAUGGGAUGGUGCUAUAUGAAAUCAAUAGGAGACAAAGUGACCCAGACCGCUACUUUGUCAUAGACUCUCGCUCUGGCCUCAUCACACUAAACAAGCCACUGGAUUUUGAAAUGAGGAGAGUCCAUGAACUGGUGGUCCAAGCACAAGACAAUGCAACCCAGCCAGAAGUGACCAAUGCCUUUGUCACCAUCCAUGUCAGAGAUUACAAUGACAACCAGCCCACAAUGACCAUCAUCUUUCUUAGUGAGGAUGGGUCUCCCAGAAUCUCUGAAGGGGUACAACCAGGCCAAUAUGUUGCCCGGAUCUCAGUCACAGAUCCAGACUAUGGGGAAUAUGCCAACGUCAACGUCUCCCUAGAGGGAGGGGAUGGAAAAUUUGCCUUGACCACUAAAGAUAGCAUCAUCUAUCUUGUCUGUGUGGAUCAGAUUCUGGACCGUGAGGAGAGAGAUUCUUAUGAGCUGAGGGUGAUGGCGACAGACUCUGGCACGCCUCCCCUCAUGGCUGAAUCUUCCUUUAUCAUCCAAGUGACUGAUAUCAAUGACAACCCUCCACUAUUUGACCAGACUGUCUACAGACAAGUCAUACCUGAAGUGGUUUUUCCAGGCAGCUUUGUGUUGCAAGUAACUGCUAGAGACAAAGACCAAGGGCCUAAUGGGGACAUUAGCUACAGCAUCCUGCAAGACCAAAGUCUUUACUAUAGCUGGUUCAGUAUAGACUCUGUUACAGGGAUUAUCACCACCUUAUCCCAGCUGGAUUAUGAAAAGAACCCGAGUCCCAGUAUAACUGUGGUGGCCACAGAUGGAGGGAAACCACCCCUUUCUUCCACUGCAGUGGUAAACAUUGUACUUCAGGAUAUAAAUGACAAUGAACCUAUUUUUGCAAGAAACUUCUACAAUGUGUCCAUCAAGGAAAACACAGCUCCAGAGACAUGCAUUCUUGAGGUGACUGCGACAGAUGCUGAUGAUGGUUCCUUUGGCUCCAUUACCUACUCCCUUGGCUCUGGCAGUAACAGUGCUGUUCCCUCUCAGUUCACUAUUGGCAAGGAGACUGGCCAGAUCUGCACUAGUGCUGUCCUAGACAGGGAUCAAGGACCGGACAGUUUCGACUUUACUGUUACUGCCAUGGAUGGGGGUGGACUGAGCUCGGUAGCCUAUGUGAAGGUAGACCUGGUCGACAUUAAUGAUAACAGACCGACUUUUUACCCACUCAACUAUGCUGUUAGUCUGAGUACACAGAGUGCCCCUGGGACAUCUGUUGUCAGAGUGACGGCCUAUGACCCAGACUUAGGCGAAAAUGGCAAACUUACAUAUAAAAUAGUACCUGGAGGGGCCUCUCCAUACUUUACUCUCAACAAAGACACAGGAGUCAUCUCUCUGUCUCGGUCAGUCUAUGGGAAGGCCAACUCCAUCAUUCCUAUGGUCAUCUCCGUUCAAGAUGGCGGUGGUCUGUUCGCUUUAGUUAAUGCUAAGGUGAAUAUAAGUGUGGUGGCAGGGUUGGUGGCACCACCCUUAUUUGAACACACCCUAUACUACUUCACGGUACCAGAAGAUGCCCUGCGGGGGACAGUUGUUGGCAUUGUCCAGGCCAGCAGUAAGACAGGCACCUCCACAGACAUUGUCUACACCAUCAGCUCAGGUGACCCUGCAGGUUACUUUACUGUGGAUCCUGACACUGGAGUCCUAAGGACCAGUCUGCCUCUUGAUCAUGAAUCCCAGUCAGCUCUUGAUGUGGAGGUGCAGGCCCGUAGUGGCAAUCCUCCGGCCUUUGGCCAGACCCGUGUCCAUAUCACCAUUGCAGACAUCAACGAUAAUCCACCUGUUUUUCUGCCCUCUUCAUCAGAGUCCCUACUGCUGCCUGAGCACACAGAGUUGGGCACAGUGGUUUAUCGGGUCCAAGCUGAGGACAGAGACUCGGGAGUAAAUGGACAACUCAGCUUUGAUCUUUCCUCUCCAAGUGGAAUCCAGAGGAUCUUCAGCAUAGAGCGCAGCAGUGGAGAAAUACGAUUGGUUGGCAGCCUGUGCUAUGAAACUACCCCUCGUUAUGACCUCCAGGUGGUUGCAAAGGAUAGUGGAGUACCCCAGCUAAGUGCAACACUCAUGCUUGUGGUCCACGUCCAGGCAGAGAAUGACCAGGGACCUGUGUUUGAUACACUCACCUACCGGGUAGAACUAAAAGAAGGAACACCAAUAAAUACACGCUUCCUGCAAGUCAGGGCACUGAACAGAGAGAUCCCAGGCUCCGGUCAAUUUGGACCCCUGACAUAUCACCUGCGUCCAGAUGGGGAUGCUGCAGGGUUUGGCAUUGCUUCUGAAAGUGGCUGGCUGUUCGUAAAGAGCGCUCUGGACAGAGAAGUAAAGGACAUGUAUUUGCUAACAGUGCUGGCCAGUGUAGGCCAUGGACAGUUAAAGAAGACAGGUAGCGCUACUGUGCGGAUAUCUGUAACUGAUGAGAAUGACAACUCUCCUCGGCUCACACAGGAGAGGGUUUUCAUGGCUGUGAGAGAGAACCUGCCUGCAGGAACAGGCUUUGGUCACGUGUUGGCCACGGACAGAGACAGCGGCUCCAAUGGACGCCUCAGCUACCGUUUCCUGCAUCCUUACCGCCACUUCCAGAUAAACACCCACACAGGUGAAAUCAGUACAAGGAUGACUCUUGACAGAGAACAGCAGUCAAGUUACCAGCUGGUGGUUGUGGCACAAGAUGGUGGUUUACCUCCUCGUACUGCAACAGGGACUGUCUUCAUUACUGUCCUUGAUGACAAUGACAAUGCCCCUACUUUUAGCCACAGUCAGUCAGACAAAAACAUCAUCAUACAGGUGACAGAGGGUCAGUCUGCAGGAGUCAUGCUGGGAACGUUGCAAGCCAAGGACCCAGAUGAAGGGGAGAAUGGCACCAUAAUCUACACUCUGUCAGGUCCUAGGGCUGAGCGUUUCUCUUUGAAUGCAAUCACUGGUGAGCUGCGUUCAUCAUCCCCUCUUAGCCACUCAGAACGAGCCGAGUACUCUCUGACGGUGACAGCUACUGACAGAGGACUGCCCCCUCGCAGUGCCUCCUGCUCCCUCACCAUUCAGGUUAUCAGCAUUAGCCGGCCUACCACGAAGACCAGCUCUCACUUCCUAUCUUUUAACUCUGUGGAAGAGACCAGUCCUGGCUCCAUUGUUGGCUCAGUUCGACUACAUGACAGAGGAACUUUAGAGGAAGGCAAGGUGACCUAUACAAUAGUGGGGGGCACAGAUCGAGAUGGAACCUUUGUUGUGGACCGUCUAACUGGUGAUGUCUACCUGGCUCGUCCUCUUGAUUAUGAACGAGACACACGGUACAAUCUGAAAAUUGAGGUGGAUGACUUCUUUCAGGUCCCUCCUAGUAGCACCCUUGUCCACUUGGACAUUGACGUAGAGGACAGCAAUGAGCACAGCCCUGAGUUUAUUGAGGACCCCAUCACCAUUGUCAUCUCGGAGAGCAUGGAGGCAGGCUCAUCAGUCUAUACUUUCCAAGCCACAGAUAAAGAUGGCAGUGGGCCCAACAGCGAGCUGGCAUAUUCCAUUCUCCACCAGUGGCCAAACACUCCUGGCCUUUUAACCCUUAACCCCAUCACUGGUGUUCUUUCUUUGGGCCGUGAGCUGGACCAUGAGGUCACUUCCACUCUGAUCCUUGUUGUAAAGGCAACAGAUUCUGCACUUGAUGCCAGUCAGAGGCGCUGGAGUUCUGUCACAGCAAGGGUGUAUAUAACCGAUGAGAAUGACAAUCCUCCAGUGUUCAUAUCGCCAACAGCUGUUAGUGUGAUGGAGGACCAGCCGGUGGGCUUUGUGAUGCUUUUCAUCAUGGCCAGAGAUGCAGACCAAGGGGAAAAUGGGAGAGUGACCUACAGAAUCCAGUCAGGCAACACUGAGGGGACAUUCAACCUGAAUCCUAAUACAGGCUCUCUGUCUAUUUUUAAACCUCUGGAUCGUGAGGAGCAGGACAUCUUUAACCUCACAAUAAUCGCUGAAGAUCAUGGAAUACCUCAGCUGUCAUCCAGCCAAAUGCUGUGUAUUCAUGUGAUUGAUGUCAAUGAUGAAGUGCCCUGGUUUGAGGAGAGCCAGUAUGAAACCCAAGUCUCUGAGAAUCAGCCUCCAGGAACUACUGUUUUGACAGUGUCUGCCUCUGAUCUGGACCAAGGAACCAACGGACAUGUAACAUAUGGUGGCAUCUCAAAAGGAAGUUUCAGUAUCAACCCAUUCACAGGCAUUAUUACAACAACCAAGACAUUGGACAGAGAGUCUCAGGACUACUAUUCUGUGACAGUUUAUGCAAAAGAUGGAGGACUUCCACCCCACUACGCUAAAGCAACAGUAAGGAUCAAGGUGCUUGAUGUUAAUGACAAUGCCCCUAUCUUUGGACGUGUCUAUUACAGCAUUGAGGUGCCUGAAAACAUGGAGGCAUUACCUCUCUUCACCCUAAGAGCUACUGACCCAGAUGCAGGAAACAAUGGGGAGAUAAACUAUAGAGUUGCAGCUGGAGAUCCAUUGGGAGACUUUCACCUGGACAGGCAGACAGGUGUCCUGUAUACCUCACGGCCUCUGGAUCGGGAAAAGAGAGCUGGAUAUACUCUAACAGUCAUUGCUCAGGACCAUGGCCACUCUCCCCUCAGCAGUACUGCCACAGUAGAGGUGACAGUGCUGGACAUCAAUGAUCACAGCCCACAGUUUCAGAGCAGCAGCUAUACUGCAGACAUUUCCGAAGAUGUUCCCAUUGGCUCACUGGUUCUUGAGGUGAAAGCCAUAGAUUUGGACUAUGGACCCAACAGCCGGGUCAUGUACUUUCUGAGUCAUGGCUCCCAAAGCAUGUUCAUUAUAGACCAGAACACAGGCCGUAUUAUCACAGCAGCCCCCCUAGACAGAGAGAGAACAGCCUCUUACACCUUUGAGGUGUGUGCCACUGACUACUCCCCUGCAGACCCACAUAACUCCACUGCUCAGGUGACUAUCUACAUACAGGAUGUGAAUGAUAAUGCACCCUUCUUCAUUCAGGACCCUCUUAUUGUAAACAUCUCUGCCAGUGGAGUGUCUAGCCGCCAAGUGCUGGCAACCAUGAGGGCAGAAGACAAGGAUUUUGGGGCUAAUGGCUCAGUUUUUUACCGUUUUGCCAACCCUGUGAAGAGCUUUACAAUUAAUUCCCUGACAGGAGACAUCCAGACCACAGAGAAGCUGCAGACUCUGACCCAAAGCCAGAGGACUUUGAUAGUUCAGGCCAUGGACCAAGGAAACCCAGCUCAGUCUUCACUAGGUGUUGUUAUCAUUUAUAUUAGGGAACAGAGUUACAGGGGCAUUCGCUUCUCACGUACAGCGAGGGAUGUGAGUCUGCAAGAGAACGCUUCUAAAGGCACAGUGGUAACACAGACACAGGCCCAGUAUCCUGAUGGCUCUAAAACUGGGAUUAGCUACAGCAUUUUCAGUGGAAACAGAAUGCAGUCUUUUGGAAUAAACACAAUUACUGGUGAAAUAUGGGUCCAGAAAUCUGAAGGAAUUGACUAUGAGGAGACCCCAAAACUCCGCCUAGUGGUAAAAGCUGAGACAGCAUCUUCCAGCUCCUACAUGGCUGUCAACAUAAUUCUGCAGGACGUAAAUGACAACUUGCCCCGCUUCCAGCUCCAGAAUUAUGUGGCGUACAUUAGGGAAGCACAAGGCUAUGAUUUUCCCAUUAUCCAGGUUGCUGCAGAUGACCUGGACCAGGGUCAAAAUGGUCAGGUGACCUACUCUAUCAGGUCAUCAUCCAUGAGUGGUUUGUUUAAGAUAGACCCAUUGACUGGUAGCAUCACUACUGCUGCCAUAAUGGACAGAGAGAUCUGGACCCAAACAAAGCUUGUUGUUACGGCAACAGACCGGGGAACUCCACGGCUGGCAGGCUCUGCCACACUGACUGUGAUCAUCACCGACCUCAAUGACAACAGCCCCAUGAUUCCUUUGCCUCGGGAGAUCCGGGUGCCUGAGGAUACUCUUAUUGGCACAGUUAUCACUCAGGUAACAGGAAAUGAUGUGGACUCAGGGCCACCACUCUCCUACACACUACAUCUGGAUGUUAACAGCCAAGGCAUGUUUGGGAUUCAUCAUUAUGGAGGAGGUGUGUCCUUGACGGGCCCACUAGACUAUGAGGAAAGGACGUGGUAUACUCUGACAGUCCGUUCUUCUGACUCUAAACAUCAAAGCGAGGCCAACCUCACUGUGUUGGUGGACGACGUGAAUGAUAAUGCCCCAAUAUUUUCUCAAGACUUGUAUCAGGUGACUGUAUCAGAGCAACUCCCAGCAGGCAGUGCAGUCAUCACUGUGACAGCCACUGACCGUGACUCAGGGGAGAAUGGAAAGAUUACCUAUAAAGUAAUGUCAUCAUCUAAGGGUUUUUUUGACAUUGACCCAAGCAAUGGCACUCUCUUCAUCAGGCAAAAAAUAGAGUUUGAUUUUGAUCACCCCUCCAUUUUGGUGGUAAUUGAGGCACAUGACCAGGGUAGUCCAUCCUUGUCUUCCGUUGCCACUGUCCAGUUACAAGUAUCUGAUGUCAAUGACAAUGCUCCCAUCUUCCACCAGUCAGAGUACAGAGCCUCUGUGCCUGAAGACAGGCUUCCUGGAUCAACUGUUCUGACGUUAGAAGCUGUGGAUGAAGACCUGUUUAGGGACAACUGUGGUUUUGAUUUUGCAAUUGCCAGUGGUAACUCUGGUAAUGCUUUCCAGAUUGAGAGCAGCGUGCGCUUUAUUGAGGGGCAGGGCUUCCAGACAUUUGGCAGCCUGAUCCUGGUGGAGAAGCUGGACUUCGAAGCUGUACCAAGUUAUAACCUGACAGUUGUGGUAUCAGAUCGGGGAAUCCCUCAGCGUAGCUCCAGUGUACCUCUCCUUAUCAGUGUUACAGAUGCAAAUGACAACGCUCCAGCAUUCAGCCGAACAGAAUACAGUGUUCUAUUGAAUGAGGGCACUGCAGCAGGGACCGAGAUCUUACAUUUAUCUGCCACAGACUUGGACUCUGCCCCAAAUGGAGAGGUGCAGUACUUCAUAAGCUCAGGGGAUGAGACACACCUCUUUCAGGUGGAUCGUUGGACUGGAGCUUUGAGGCUGCAGAGACCUUUAGACAGCGAGACACAGUUGUUCCAUAUGAUUGUGGUCCAGGCUACUGAUGGUCAAGGACAUUAUGCUUUGGCCCCAGUCACCAUUGAGGUGAAGGACAUCAAUAACAACAAGCCUUUCUUUCCCCUUAAACUAGUAACAGUAAGCAUCAGAGAAAAUCAACCCCAGAAUGCCUUAGUCACCAAGCUGCAUGCAAUCGACCACGACAGGGGGGCUUUUGGAAAGCUGAAGUACUACAUGUUAGAUACAUCUAAAGAGGGAAGAGAGGGCUUCCUCAUCAAUCAGACAUCAGGUGAAGUGCGGACUCGUUCUACGUUUGACUUUGAGAAAGUAAACUUCUUCCGCUUUGAGGCUGUUGCCAUGGAUGCUGGCAACUAUACUGCUACUGUAACAUUGCAAGUUUAUGUUACAGGGGAGGAUGAAUAUGAUCCAGUUUUCACCUCCUCAGAAUUCUCAUUUAAAGUGCCUGAGAGAGCAAAGAAAGGUCAAAUCAUCGGCAAGGUACAAGCCAGAGAUGAGGAUGGAGGAGUGGAUGGUGUUGUCCUUUACUUAUUAUCAGACCAUUCGCCUUAUUUUGAGGUUAAUAAAUCAACUGGAGCCAUUACCUUGAAGAUGGACAGUGAUAGCAGACAUGUGAGUCGUUCUAAAAGAGAGGUGCGUCUGGUUACACUGGAUGUGACUGCUCACAGCCCUCUGGAGACCUCUCGAACAGCAGUGGCCAAAGUUACCAUAGAUGUGAGCCACACAUCUUUUGGUCUUACCACAGAUAUGAAUACACUACUUAUCAGUGUCAUUGCAGUUUCACUGGGGACUAUAGUCAUGCUAAUAGUAAUUGCUGUGGCUCUAUUUUUUGUCAAGUUAAGACGUCACAAAAGGGAGCAAAAAGCACAUAAACGCACACCAAUGUCAGGCACCCUGCUGCACAAUCUAGAUGAAACAAAACUAACAGCCAAUGAAAUGAUUUACCACCAGGCACUUCCUGGAUAUGCAGCUGAUCAGAGUGGGAGCGGUGGGGGUCCAUUCACUCGUGGAGGAUCCUUGGAUCCCUCCCACUCCAGUGGCCGUGGCUCAGCAGAGGCAGCAGAGGAUGAUGAGAUCAGAAUGAUUAAUGAAUAUCCUCGCGUGUCAAGUAUCUCCUCCUCCAUGCAGGAACGAAUCUCUGCCAGAGGUCCAGACUCUGGAAUCCAGCAGGAUGCUGAUCAGUUAUCAGAUGUGUCCUGCGAGCCCUCCUUAGACUGGUUCAAAGGGAAGAAAAUGGGCAGUCUGAAUGGUACUUUAUUAGCUGGCCAGGUGCCAAUCUACAGGGAUGAAGGAGGUGGGUAUGUUGGUGUGGGACGGGGACUCAGCAUCUCCCAUCCUAAAGACUAUACCUUUCCUGAAGAUGGAAAGCCCCCUGUAGAUGGCUCUCUUACAGCUAUUGUGGCAAGUGAUGAAGAGCUGAGGGGCAGCUAUAACUGGGACUACCUCCUGAACUGGUGCCCCCAAUUCCAACCGUUAGCUAAUGUUUUUACUGAAAUAGCACGUUUAAAAGAUGAAUCUGCACCUUCUCAUCCUCGCAGAUCAUUUCAUCACAAAGCAAAAGGAGAGUCAAGAAUUGACCCACCACCACUCAUUACCUCUGUGGCUCACCCAGGGGCCAAAACUGUACCUCCAAAGCCUGCCGUAUCAAGAACAUUCCCUCAGUUGGCCUCUUUACGAAGAUCUCCCAUCAGUGCUGAGGGGUCUAUCUCCUCAGUCGCAAUGUCUCCGAGUUUCUCCCCCUCUCUCUCACCACUGGCAGCACGUUCUCCUGCAAUUACACCCUUCAGUGUCUCACAGGGCCCCUCUGCCUCCAUGAUUAGCACAACUGAACACAAUUUGGAGCACAGUGAGGAGGCAGAACUAAGAAUUUAAACUCUUAAUGGGGUGGAAUAAAAACUGAAUAACUGCUGUCCCAAACUUUUUCUACUGUAUGGUCACAGGUUGCAACUUGAAAUGAGUGCUAAUCUCUGCUCUGUUUUCAAGAGAACAAGCACACAGUGUUACUCUAAAAAGUCUAAACAGCUGAAGCUGUGGUGCUUUCUGAAUAGAAACUGCAUCAUUCACAGGCCAAAAAAGACUGUGCCUCUCUGUGUAUUUGUGUAUGUGUGACAAAAACAUUUUUUAUAUUGUUAAUUUGCACAUUGAAAUGGAAAUUAAUACAUGAUGUCAAUAUUUCGUACAAAAUCAUUGUCUAUAUUUUUAUACUUCAAUGUGGUUUCUGACAGAAACAAUACAUUUAAGUGUCAAAGGUUUGUAAAAACCUCAAUAUAUUUCUAUAUUUGUAGCUUGUACUGUAUACUUGUAUGUACUGUAUGUUUGUGGUUUUUAUGGUCAUUCACAGCCUUGUAGUUUUAAAUGAAGCUCCUCAUCAAGAUUUUAUGAACUGGGAAUUUUGUAUAAAAAAUGUAAAUAUUAAUAGAAGAAGAGACAUCUUUAACAAUGAAACAUCAGUCAGAAUAGAGAAUAGAAUCCAGUGUUUGAUCUAUCAUCAUUAGGUAGUAAUGAAUGUGAAAUGCUGAAAAGUUGUCUAAGUCCUUAACAUGCAUUUCUUCAAACUGUGCAGAAGAAAAAUGGACCUUGUUAUCCUCUGAUCUGUCUGUCACACACAUUUGCUGUAAUUUCUCACAACAAGCCUUACUGUUUUUCAUGUUGCAUUGUGAAAAAAGCAGCUAUGUGGCAAAUAUACUGUUGUUCAAUGUUGUGCAGUGACAUAAAAAGACAAUAACAACAUAAGUCAUAGAUUAGUGUUAUUGCAAUACUGAAAUGUACAGCAGGCUCAGCUCAUUUCUGUCAAGCUAAAUUAUCACACAUACAUUUACUGACCAAAUUUAAAGAAGUUUUAGACCACAUUUCUCCAUUCACUAUAUGGAUGGUUUAACAAAUGUUAUAUUUGUUAUAAAAAAAAGUGAAUGUUAAACACCAGAGAAUGUUUCGCGUUAUACUGCUUUCACCCCGAUGCCUCCAUCAUAAGAUGUUCAUAAUCAUAAAUAUGUUUUUGGUUGUCUUUAUAGAAUAAAGUAAUGUGUCAGUUUUCAACAAUAACCACCUAGUAUUCUUGCUCACUGCAGUUUUAGACUCUUUAACAUUACCCAACAUUUUACAGUAAUUCCAUUAAGACAGACACUUGGAAGAUUAUUUAUAGGGACUGGAAGAAUAAACAUGAAAAGCACCAAUGUUUGUAUUGUUUUGUAUUCAACAACUGUUGAGAUGUAACUUGCUGCUUACAUGUCAUGUUUAUCAUUACUGGAGAUGAAUCAGAAGAGAAAUCCCCCAAAUGUUCACAGGUAUUACUCUGCGCUUGUCCAGAAAAAUUAAUUCAGAGCAAAAAGUGCCUGAUUAAAGUCCUUUUGAU